This is a messenger RNA of Polistes canadensis, 2575 nucleotides long. Its product is annotated as cdc42 homolog. The transcript has 5 exons. NCBI's taxonomy places the organism in Eukaryota, Metazoa, Arthropoda, Insecta, Hymenoptera, Vespidae. The record is from RefSeq and is a predicted model, not a curated record. Gene Ontology annotation, biological process: small GTPase-mediated signal transduction. Gene Ontology annotation, molecular function: GTPase activity; GTP binding. The coding region runs from base 361 to 936 and encodes 191 amino acids.
AUACUUUAGACUGUUUUAACAAUUGAUGAAAAUAAAUAUAUUUGUAUGUAAUUAAUAAAGUUUUUAUCUAGAUUACAUAGAUAAGAUUCAAAGAAUUUCAAAUAUUACCCGCGCGUUAUGGUCCAGAGGAAAAUUGCGAGUUUUCAGGCCUGUAACAAAUUUUACUUCUGAAACAGUGAACUCCUAAAAGUUACAAGUGCUGAGACUGCGAUGAUAAGUGGGAAGAAUUAAAAAAAAAGAACUGUUGUAUUAAAUGCACUUACAUUUAUUAGUUUUCUUUACGUAUAUUCAAAGCUUAUUCGUGGUUUUAAUCUUUAAUGGCGAUAGUACAAUACUAGGAAAUAGAGAGCAGCGAGUAAGAUGCAAACAAUAAAGUGUGUUGUGGUCGGAGAUGGAGCUGUGGGAAAAACAUGUCUUUUGAUUUCAUAUACAACUAAUAAGUUUCCUUCGGAAUACGUGCCUACUGUUUUUGACAACUAUGCUGUAACAGUAAUGAUAGGCGGUGAUCCAUAUACGUUAGGAUUAUUUGAUACCGCUGGUCAGGAAGAUUAUGAUAGACUAAGACCUUUAAGUUAUCCGCAAACAGAUGUAUUUCUUGUCUGUUUCUCAGUUGUUUCACCAUCGUCAUUUGAAAAUGUUAAAGAAAAGUGGGUUCCAGAAAUAACUCAUCAUUGUCAGAGGACUCCAUUUCUCCUAGUUGGUACUCAGAUUGAUUUACGAGAUGACGUUGCUACUAUAGAGAAACUUGCAAAAAAUAAGCAGAAACCAAUAUCCGCGGAACAAGGAGAAAAACUUGCAAAAGAGCUCAAAGCUGUGAAAUAUGUAGAAUGUAGUGCUCUGACACAGAAAGGUUUAAAAAAUGUAUUCGACGAAGCUAUAUUGGCGGCAUUAGAGCCCCCAGAACCGGUGAAGAAAAGAAGAUGUAUGCUUUUGUAAAGCAUUUUACUGAUUUUGCAAUACAUUAUCCCUGACUACGAAGUAACAACAUUAAAAUGUAUCAGGUGAUUAUCUCCUCCAUAGUAGAUUAACGAUAGGAGGAAAUUACGUCUGUACGAAUGUUAAGAUAUAAAAAAAAGUAUUCAUUGAAGGGGCGUAUUAGAAGCCGCUUAUAUCAGCGCAACAACUGCGGUUUGCCUAUGCGUUUCCUAUAUUUGACUAUUUUUAUCUGUGUAUACAUUCCAUACAAAAUUCUUAUAUCUUGGCCUUAUUAUUUUUAAUUUUAAAAAAUUUUUUUAAAUUUUCUUAAAUAAGGUUAAUAUAGCACAUUAAUUUUGACAAGAUCAAAUAAUCCUGAUUGAUAUGCAUAGCACAAAGAAUAUAUUUUCUUUUCUUUUCUGCUUUUAACUUUGAAACUAAUUAUACCUGCACAUCGAAUAUCCUCGACUUUUGGAAAAAGUUUGAUACCAAUUAUUAAUAGAUAUGCUAUUUUUUUGUUUUAUCUUACAAUUAAUAAAUUGGUGCUAUCAAACUAAUGUAUUGGUUAAAAGUGCAAAGUAUUACACAAAAUCGUAACUUUUUAAAUUUAUUAUAAAUACGAUCAUUGUAUUACUCAUUCGACAACAUUUUCAAACUCAAUAGUUUGUUUAUUAAAGAUGAAUGCUGGUAUUUAAAGUUUUAUAAAAAGUCUGUAAGAUAUCUAUUGGCAUAGCAUGAGGGAAUCGCAGCGAAUCGUAGCAUCAAUGAAUUGGACGAAUGUCAGAUAGUUUAAAGAAUUAGCUUGCGCUGUAACAUUAGAAGGAGAAAGGAGAUAUUAAGAGACGCUUCGAUUCUCUUGCAUAUAAGUACGUCAUUAAAUAUAUGUAUAUGUAUAAUAUAUGCAUAUGUAUAUGUAUGUAUGUACAUAUAUACAUAUCUGUCACAUAUUCAAAAAAAAUUAUGCAAACAAACGAUAACAUCCAAAAAAUUGUUCUAGACGAUUCGCGUAUGGCAGCUAAAUUCGGUCGCCAAACCUUCUCCAACUCUCGGACAAUUUAAUUGCAUUUGAGCAAUGCAAACGUAUUUUUUAGUAUAUUGAAGAGUAUUGUUAUGUGUUAUCAUAUAAAUAAGCGAGGACAGAAAAUUGACAGCACUCUUACCUUAUAAGAUUAAUGAUUCUUUAUCGAUCAGAGAGAUAUAUAUGAAUCGUACACAUGUCUAAGAUAUUAGUGAAGUGUGUACAUUUUUGACUAUAAAUCAUACAUCUUUUUCCAUCAUUUCUCAUUGUUUUUCAUCAUUUUUUAAAUUUUCGUACUGCGUACAUCGACGCAAUGGAUAAAAAACGUCAUAAUUCUAAACGAUGGUAUACAGACGAUCGGUUAUCAUUAAAAGGCGAGGUACGUUAUCAUUCCGAUUCGAAGGACUAUCGGCUAUCUUAUUAAAAUCGUGUGGUAAGUCACGAAUAGACAAACAUUAAGUUAUUAAUUCUUAAAACAAGUAUUACGUGAAAAAUCUUUUAACAAUUUUUACACUAUGAACCCAGUUGGAGAUAAUUGCAUUUAUUAGCACUGUACUGUGUCGAACUAUGUAGACACAUUCGUAUUAAAAGAAAAAAGAAAAGAAAAAAAACUAUUCGCAUAAAUAUAUUUAUACCAUGUAA